This is a messenger RNA of Ziziphus jujuba (common jujube), 1472 nucleotides long. RefSeq names its product B-box zinc finger protein 21. Gene Ontology annotation, cellular component: nucleus. Gene Ontology annotation, biological process: photomorphogenesis; regulation of DNA-templated transcription. NCBI's taxonomy places the organism in Eukaryota, Viridiplantae, Streptophyta, Magnoliopsida, Rosales, Rhamnaceae. The transcript has 3 exons. Gene Ontology annotation, molecular function: zinc ion binding. Bases 281 to 1189 code for a protein of 302 amino acids. The record is from RefSeq and is a predicted model, not a curated record.
AAAAAAAAAAAAAAAUACAGUGAGAGACAGUACCAUUAAAUCUGAACCUACAAGAUUUUCUUAGACAUCAUUUUCAAUAGUUUAUUACUCUGCAGUGUUUACCUUCCAGUAUUUAUUCUCCUUCUUACUCGCUUGUCCUUCUCUCCCCAAAACUUUCAAUCCCUCUUCCGUCCUCUCUCUCUCUUUCUCUCUAUUUUUUAUUUCUUUUUAUUUUUUAUUUUUUUAUUUCUCUGUCUGUUCUCGGAAUCCAAUUUCUUAAUCCUGACUGAAAAAAAAAGAGAUGAAGAUCCAGUGCGAUGUAUGUAACAAAGACGAAGCGUCGGUGUUCUGCACCGCCGACGAGGCAGCUCUUUGUGACACGUGCGACCAUCGAGUCCACCAUGCCAACAAGCUCGCCUCCAAACACCAACGCUUUUCUCUAAUCCAUCCUUCUUCCAAACAAUUUCCCCUCUGCGAUAUCUGUCAGGAGAGGAGGGCUUUCUUAUUUUGUCAACAGGACAGAGCGAUCCUUUGUAGAGAGUGUGAUGCUCCGAUUCACACAGCAAACGAGCAUACCCAGAAGCAUAAUAGGUUCCUUCUUACUGGGGUGAAGCUCUCCGCUGUCUCUGCUCUCUAUACAUCAUCUGCUUUAGAAAGUGGUUCCGAUUCUGCUUCCGUCCCCGAAUCGAAGAGUGAACCCUCAAGGAACUCUUUUUCUGUAUCCCCUGAAAUUUCAAAAGAUUCGUUUUCAGUCCCCAAGAAUCCGACUUUGUCCUCGAAAGCAGCAACAAUUGCGACAAAAAAUGUAGGAAAUUUGUUGACAAACGAAGAGGGUGGUUGUGGUUCGACUAGUAGCAUAUCGGAGUACCUGAUAGAGACGCUUCCUGGUUGGCACGUUGAAGACUUUCUUGAUUCGUCUUCUACACCUUUAGGUUUCUGUAAGAGUGAUGAUGGUAUAUUGCCAUUUUCGGAUGGUGAUUUUGAGAGCAAUCUGGGGUCUUUCUCGUCAGAAAACAUGGGGAUUUGGGUACCCCAAGCAUCAUCCCUUCUGUACCCUCCUGAAAUGGUUGGACCAACUAUAGGGUUCAAAGAGACAAAGGAAGCUACAUACUUGAAAGCCAACAACAGAACGUGGAGAGACGACGGUUUUACAGUUCCACAGAUCAGUUCUCCAUCUAUAGGCUCCAAGAGAUCCAGGCCAUAUUGGUAGUAAGAAAUGAAGGAUCAAGGUUCAAAGCUUUGUUUUGUUAGGGGGGGGGGGGGGGGGGGGGAAAGCCUCUGCUUUUUAAAUUUUCUUUUUUUGGCGUGGGUGUUUUUCUGCUAAUUUGGUUCUAGUUUGAUGUUUCGCAUGCUUUUAGUGUAUGAGAUGCAAUCUGGUUUUUAUGGGUUUAGUUUCGCCCACCACCUUUGAUCUACAACCUUGUAUCAAAAAGCAAAAAAAGCAUGAUUGUAAAUACAAAAAUUUUGUGGUCUUUUAGAUUUUCAUGUUGAAA